Molecule: messenger RNA, 1138 nt
Organism: Struthio camelus australis
Lineage: Eukaryota; Metazoa; Chordata; Aves; Struthioniformes; Struthionidae
Source: RefSeq, a predicted model, not a curated record
AUGGGGCUGCAAACGCUGCCGAUACAAGCCCCGCGUUGUGGCCGAGAGGGGGCGGCGGGCGGGCCCGGGCCGCGGUUCCGGUUCCGGUUCCGGCGGGAGCGGGUUGGGGUUCCGGUUCCGCUGCGGACUGCUUCCCUGUGCUCUUGGUCUCCUUCUGUGGCACAUCGGGCUGUUACCUGGUGUCCAGAAAUCGUUCUUAUAAAACACAUCAUUUAUCAUCUGUUAUGGUAUUCAAAGUUUGUAUACAAGAUUGUCGGUUGGGUUGGAGUGAGUUAUGAUGGUGCCAAUAACCGACCGGCUCGAGUCCUUGACUUGCUGUGCUGCACAGGCGAUACGCUCCGAGCUUUCCACACAGCCAUAAGGAAUUCUCCUGUUAACACCAAGAACCAGGCGAUGAAGGAACAGGCCCAGGGAACCAUGCUUAAAGUCCUCACAUCUUUUAAAAGCAGUGAAAUAGAACAAGCAGUGAACUCCUUAGACAGAAAUGGCAUUGACUUGUUAAUGAAGUACAUUUAUAAAGGAUUUGAAAAGCCAACAGAAAAUAGCAGUGCAAUAUUACUUCAAUGGCAUGAAAAGGCAUUAGCAGUAGGUGGACUAGGUUCCAUAGUAAGAGUUCUUACAGCAAGAAAGACUGUUUAAAAGACUAUUAACUUGCACCAAGACGACGAUCAGUUCUGGACCCAGAAGAAGGAACUAGCUGAAAUGACACUGGUCCAUCUUUACAGAGAUUGCAGUCUGCUGAAAUACUAUGGAAACCUCUUCUUGGAAUGCUUUUAACUUCAAAGGUGGGGGAAGAGUAAACAUUAUUCCUGUAUGCUCUAUCAAAUACAGGAGCCAAGAUAUUAUCCUGAUCCCUUCUUCUUUAAAAGGCAGAGAAAAGGUGAACUCCUGCCCCCCCAUUACUGUAAGUGAACAGGUAUUUUCAGAUGCUGCUUUAUCAGAGCGUGGUGAUACAAGAUCCUGUGUGUACUGCUUAUUUAAGAGGUAGCUAUGUCGUUUGCAGAUGCAAGAUUCUGACCGCUUAAAGGUAGGAGAAGUGUUUGUUAGAAAGAGGGGAUGGUCAAAGGACUAGCUGGACUGUGGGGCUGGUUUCAUUGUAAAGUGCCUGCUGCAUUAAUAAAGUUCUUGGAUCACACGA